UUUGCAUGUGUGUGAGAGAGCGGGGGAGCAAAGAGGAAAAGAGAGAGAGUGAGACAAAGAAAGAGAGAGAGCAAACACAAGGAUAGCAGGCUUGACAUAUACAUAUUCGCAGUGAACAAACAGAAAUCCUAAUGCCAGAGAAAGACAGACGAAGCCAGUGAGAGAAGAAGGUCACCUCUAGAGCAGUGGAGGAACGGGGGGUCAUACCUGAAGACUGAACUCUGGAAGUCUGGAAAUGGGAAUUCGGGAGGUCCUACUUUAAACGGAAGAAGACAUUUUGAUCCCACACCAUUGAAAGACGACCGGAGAACACAGCAUUACUGAAAGUCACAAUGGAGAAACUCUCUGAAAAAGAUAAAGGUCUGAUCCGGGACAGCUGGGAGAGUCUGGGGAAGAACAAGGUGCCACAUGGAAUUGUUAUGUUCACGAGGUUAUUUGAGCUGGAUCCAGCUCUGCUUACUCUCUUCAACUACAGCACAAACUGUGGGGAUGCACCUGAAUGUCUCUCCAGUCCAGAGUUCCUCGAGCAUGUCACCAAGGUGAUGUUAGUGAUCGAUGCAGCUGUGAGCCAUCUUGAUGACCUACAUACAUUGGAGGACUUCUUGUUGAACCUGGGCAGGAAGCACCAGGCAGUUGGAGUGAAGACUCAGUCCUUUACUGUGGUUGGAGAGUCCCUGCUUUAUAUGCUUCAGUCCAGCCUGGGUCCAGCUUACACGACACCGCUGCGCCAGGCUUGGCUCAAUAUGUACAGCAUCGUGGUAUCAGCCAUGACCAGAGGUUGGGCCAAGAAUGGCGAACAUAAGUCCAACUGAGAAGGAGUUAGAUGUGAGAUUCACACUGGAACACCCUGGUCACAAACUAACUUCUCAAAAAUCGUUUCAAAGAUUGAGGGGCUUGGAUAUGGGACCACCAUUGGGAAAAUCAGUUCAGCUGAGUUGUAUUUUGGCUCACUGAACAGUCCUAACUUUGGUAGCUUGGUCUAACUGCAAACUGAGAUUGUAGAUAACGAAGCCUAUGAGGUUGAAGUAUGCUUAUUAAGAGUGCAGGACAUAGAUAGUUUAUGGUUGAAACUUCAAAAGCAAAAUUUGCUUUGUACAUACAGUAAUGACUAAGUACAUAUAGUAAUGACUAAUUGUAUUUCCUUAAACUAUCUUAAAUGACUGUCUUGAUGUAUUGAUGUUUCAUGUGAGUGUAAAACAAGUUUGACUAUGCCCAUGUGAGCUUGGUCAACUUGAAAAAAGUUUUAUUCUGACGCCUCUUGGAAUCAAUUUAGAUGAAGGCCUUAAAGCCACUACAACUUAACCCUAAAUUACACAUAAUUAAUGCUCCUGCCUGUGCUGUGUGUAGUUUAAGUUUACUGUAAGUUUAGUGAUGUUCAAUAAGUUAUCUGAGCAUGAACAUAGUAGUAUUUGGCAAUAUGGUCCAAAUGAUAUUAUCAAAGACAAUAAGCAAUCAGUAGCCAUGAUUUUUGACACCAUCCAAAUGUUCAUGUAAAAUGUUGUUUGCCAUAUUUUUCAACCAUUAACAGUAUUUCUGGCGAUGAAAGUAAAUGACGAGAACUGUUACAUCCGAAAUAGCUUUUGGAAUUUUUAGACUGUUAAUUCAUGAACCUGUGCCAUGUCAUAAGUUUACAUUUCCAUUGUAUGGGAUUAUACUCGACGCACUCUACUCCAAGGCUUACUUACGAAAGACUUGUGUAGACUGUUACUUCACGUAAAGUGACUGUUAUAUCAUAGUGACUAGAUGAUUUGUUCACCUAUUUACAAUUGUAGAUAGUCAAAAAUUCUUUAUGCUAAAUGACCCGGUCCAGGGGGUGUUAGCUAUAAAUAAGAAUUUUAUUUCACAAUUUUUGUUAGCAAUUUUUGUGAGUAAUAUUUUUUAAAAAUAGUAAAUUGCAUUAGUUGGCUUAUUACAACCUUGUAAGUUAAGAACAUACACACUCUUAUCUAAGAUAAGAAUAUUUGUUGCCAUAAUUAUGAGCUAUAGAAAAAUGUUAAAAGCGAUGAUAACCUUUUUGCUGCUAUUCAAUAGCUUUGUAGAAAUGUUGUCCUCUUUAUAUGAGAGAUAUUUCUACAUUUAAAUGGUUCAGGCCAAGUAUUUCAAAAUGUGUAGGACUGUCACAGAUAUUGAACCUGCUGGUAUGUUACAUUUUACAUGUUACUUUAUAUGACAAUACCUACUAGCCUUUUCUGUAUAUUUAGGUGUAUGUGGAUUGAUUAUUUAAUUUUAUGUAUUGCUCAAUGGUGCACUAUUAUACUUUUUGUGUAAAAUAUAUAUAUUUUUUCUCUCUUUGAGACUGUUCUCUUUUUCUGAAUAUGUAUGUACCACCUAAUGGCUUUCCAAUAACCUCUAAGAUGUCUGUCUUUAUGGAAUGAUUAGCUUAUUAGUAUUGAUAAUCUUUUAUGAAGAUGCAAUGUUUACAACAUUUUCAAGUGAAAGCUGAUGUUUAUUGACCAUUGAAGUGUCGUGUGUGUGUAGUGUUUGCUUCUGUGCUUUUUCUCUUGAUAUUCUGUGACUGAAUUGUCUCAAUGUCUACCUCACUGAAGCAGCUGAUAUUAAACAGCGAUGUUAUGACCUGGCUCCUCAGUAACCAAAAAGUUAUAUUUCAAUUACACUGUACAUCCUUAUUCCUCAGCCAGUCACCAAUCAAACUAGAUUCAGGAUCAGUCAAGGCUCUAUGUAAACGUGUUGGAAGCUUAUUUGUAAUAAAGGACAGAAAUAAAGAAAA
Cyprinus carpio (common carp) is the source of this 2728-nucleotide messenger RNA. RefSeq names its product neuroglobin (gene ngb). Gene Ontology annotation, molecular function: heme binding; oxygen binding. The record is from RefSeq and is a predicted model, not a curated record. NCBI's taxonomy places the organism in Eukaryota, Metazoa, Chordata, Actinopteri, Cypriniformes, Cyprinidae.